GCUUUUUGAUCCUAUCAUUUUUUGGGCAAAUUAUUUCCCAAAUCGUGUACACGGCACUCCGGUGUUAACAAGGGGGAAAAUAAUUUUGAAUAAUCUAUUUCGUGCUGCACAUCUUAUGGCUUUGCAACACUCACAUUUAUUAAAUCUUAGAUAUGAUCGUGAUGAACCAUUAAGUGCAAUGGUACGAGUUGAUAGUAUGGAGAAUAAAAAAAUUCCAUUUGUUCUUCGAUUAGAGCCUCAUAUCAUUGUUCAAUCUCCAGAACCUAUCACACCGUGGACGAAAGCCGUCGGGUAA
This is a messenger RNA of Cercopithifilaria johnstoni, 295 nucleotides long. The record is from the annotation of a GenBank genome assembly. Lineage: Eukaryota; Metazoa; Nematoda; Chromadorea; Rhabditida; Onchocercidae.